CAGAAAUUUUCUCCCCUCCUCUCGACCUCCUUCCUCCACUAGUCACUCACCACCACUCAGGCCCACCAGUCGGGAGCUCCAAUUAUUUCCUGCUUCCUUUCUCAGAAAUUAAAGUAAAUUGAUCGGUGGGUGUGGGUCGUUUAUUCCCAAAAAACAACAAAAAAAGUUAAAAAUACUUUUCUAGUAAAGACUUAGUGUAAAUAGCACUUGUGUAAUAGCACAAUUCGACAAUUUAACUUUUCUUCAACUUGGCAAAUUUUAGUCAGGUUUAUCAGAAUAUUUUUUGAAGUGAGAAUGUCUAGUUCCAAACGCUUUCCUCCUGUACCAUUUUUUCAAGAAAUUUUGCCUAGUACGGAGUCUACGCCGAUUCCCGAGACGAGCAAGAAGCUUUUGGGCUUGGGAUCCAUAUCUACAAAGUCCUCAAAUGUGACGUCGGGCAAAGAAAAGGGUCCAGAAAAUGCUGCUGAAAAGAAGAUACAACUGUUGGGACCCUUGCAGUACCUGAGAAAACGCAAUAAUACCAAUGCUGCCAAUAGUCAAACAGCGGUGUUAGCUCCAUUGACACUGACCAAAGAAACGGUGAACCCUUUACAGUUCAAAUAUGAAGUUGAAAAGCGAAAUAAACAAAUCCACCCCACACAUUGGCACCCCCUGUACUUCCAACCGGAGAACGAGAAACCAAAGGAGGGACGUGGCACUAAGGAAAAAGUUGAAACGAUUGUAAAAUACGAGACCUUCAAUAAAGUCACUAGUUUCAAGAGUAACAAAACUCAGGAGGACGACUCAAAGAAGAAGAUGGACAUUGUCUUGUCUUCUUCUGGUUCAAAUAAGCGUAAAUCCAGUGAAAUUGAUCCCAACAAUUUCCAACUUAUCGGCGACAUCCCAUCAAUGGAUGUUUUCAAAACUUUUGUAUUCAAUCAGUAUAGAAAUACUGAGGAGCGUUUUUCCGAAUUGCAAGAACAGUUAGAUGCCAUGCUAAAGAAGGCAAGGCAGGACGUAAUGGAUCCGAAUUAUCCACUCAACGCGUAUACAAUGGUGCAAGGCAACCUAAUCGAAGAGAUAUUUUAUUGGUGCAAAACUCUCGACGUAAACACGGAGACAUUUUUCAGAACGAUAGAACUAUUUGAUAGGUUCUGUUGUCUGUUUAAUGCAGAAAUGACCAACCUCAUCAAGUCAAUGGAUAAAGCUACUCUAUCCGAGUGUAAGAAACGGAUACUCCUUCAAAAACCUUUACGAAUCUGCAGCUGCAUAAUGUUGGCUUCGAAGCUACAUUCCAAUUUAGAGUAUCCGUCUGUAAUGCUGCAUAAAGUGAAGGAGGUUUUGUCGAAGGAAAAUAAAGUUUUUACACUGAAGGCUGUGGCAGAAUCCGAAGUACGAGUUUUGCGAGUUCUCAAUUUCAGGGCCCUAUGGGGCUCGCCUUAUGAUUUAACUGAACAGUUCAUCGCCAUGCUGGAACUCACGCCACAAAGAUUGCAACAUUUUUAUGCUGUCGCCUUGUUAUAUCUACAUUACAGCUAUAUUCGACAUCCAGAGAUUUACGCUAAGGUGGAAAGUCUUUAUCGGGAAUUUUGGCUACCGGCUGGAUCUCAAGUAGCAACAAAAGAGGAGUUUAAACGCUCCAUUGAAUACAAUGCCCCUCUACGAGCUGCUUCUGUCGUCGCUGCUGCUGGAUUCCACGUCAAUGAAAGUUUCCAGGCCUCAUGCGUACAGAAAUUAUCAGAACUGAUUUCAGAACCAAUAGUUAGAAUUGCAACCAUCGCUCGCAUUUUGCUGAAUAUGGUUUGCAAAAUCCAUCCCUAUGAUAUAUCCAAGAUUGAAUAA
Folsomia candida is the source of this 1821-nucleotide messenger RNA. RefSeq lists its product as uncharacterized. The transcript is spliced from 5 exons. NCBI's taxonomy places the organism in Eukaryota, Metazoa, Arthropoda, Collembola, Entomobryomorpha, Isotomidae. Gene Ontology annotation, cellular component: site of double-strand break. Gene Ontology annotation, biological process: reciprocal meiotic recombination. Bases 295 to 1821 code for a protein of 508 amino acids. The record is from RefSeq and is a predicted model, not a curated record.